GUCAAACAAAGGUAGGACGCAUUGACAACACAACUGGGGAAGUUAUUACCUAGAAAAAUUGCAUUAAGUUGUGUGUGUAGUAAAUCUUAUCACGAAGGUGCACCUCCAAGCAUGCGUGAAUAAUGGAUAGCUACAUUAUUUUGUUAACAGCGCUCCUAGUUUUAUGCUGCACGACAGUGUUAUCAGACCAGUCAACAGACUCCCGGUCGAACACCACGAGCCGCUGCUUCUCAUUCACAUGGCUGGGACCCCAGUGGCAUAAUGGAAGCGUAUUUAUGAAUGCUACAUGCAACGACGCCACUCGUCUGUCUAGUGGAAUACCCUGCAGACAGCCCCUUGUUGUGUCUUAUGAUGGAAGCUGGCCGGAUGUAGACUACAUUUGGUCUCAUUAUAGAGAAGAAGCAACUUGUGUCUUAGCUCCAAAUGACGUAUGCGCCCAAUUUACCUAUUAUUUCGACGGCAAAGUUGAUAACUCAACGUACAUGUGCACAAGGGCUGUGGAUAAUUAUGAUUCAGCUGUCACUAGUGGAUGUUUUAAACAAGUUAACGGAAGUUUUACAAAAGAAGUUUUAAAUUAAAUUGUAAUUCACAAAAUGUAUUCCGUGUUAACCAGAGGAAACGCUAUCUUAACGUAUACUUUGAGCGUGCUAGCAUGUCUAACCUUCCUGUGCUUUCUCUCCACAUUAACUGUGGAUUACAGAACCGCCGCUCAAAUGAACACUGUAAAAGUAGUCGUUAAGAAUGUGCCAGAUUAUGGAGCGUCUAGGGAGAGGAACGAUCUUGGUUUCCUGACUUUCGAUCUGAAGACGGAUUUGUCGCAAUUGUUCAAUUGGAACGUGAAACAAUUAUUCCUUUACCUCACAGCCGAGUACACAACCCCCAACAAUGAGCUCAACCAGGUUGUGCUCUGGGACAAAAUCAUUUUGAGAGGAGAGAAUGCCGUGCUAGAUUUUAAGAAUAUGAACACCAAAUACUAUUUCUGGGAUGAUGGAAAUGGUCUAAAAGGUCACAACAAUGUUACUCUCACACUAUCAUGGAACAUUAUCCCCAAUGCAGGUCUGCUACCAAACAUCCAAGCAUUGGGUCAACAUUCCUUCAAGUUCCCUACGGAGUAUACCCAGACACGGGUAUGAUCCCAAGUUACCGUUCAAAGUUACUUCAUUGUCUAGGUGAGAAUGUGACAUGAAUAAAUGGUAAGAUUGUGGAUAAUUAUAUUGGUUUAUUUAUAA
This is a messenger RNA of Pectinophora gossypiella (pink bollworm), 1229 nucleotides long. It is a transcript of the gene Spase22-23, whose product is annotated as signal peptidase complex subunit 3. Gene Ontology annotation, cellular component: signal peptidase complex; membrane. The transcript is spliced from 7 exons. Gene Ontology annotation, biological process: protein targeting to ER. Lineage: Eukaryota; Metazoa; Arthropoda; Insecta; Lepidoptera; Gelechiidae. The record is from RefSeq and is a predicted model, not a curated record.